Tribolium madens (black flour beetle) is the source of this 2202-nucleotide messenger RNA. Its product is annotated as adenylosuccinate synthetase. Gene Ontology annotation, molecular function: GTP binding; adenylosuccinate synthase activity. Gene Ontology annotation, biological process: IMP metabolic process; 'de novo' AMP biosynthetic process. Gene Ontology annotation, cellular component: cytoplasm. The record is from RefSeq and is a predicted model, not a curated record. The transcript is spliced from 8 exons. NCBI's taxonomy places the organism in Eukaryota, Metazoa, Arthropoda, Insecta, Coleoptera, Tenebrionidae. The coding region runs from base 230 to 1591 and encodes 453 amino acids.
UGAUGCUAGUUUACUCGAGUUAAUUAAAAUUCUUCAACUUGGCCCCGCUAAAAACACUAAAUUGUUGCUUGAAACCCCAUCUUCGUGCUCUAUUCUCCGCCCAUGUCGAAACCAAAGCGCAAACGCGAAACCCUGAAUCCUCGAUUUAGCGCGUUUCUCCUAAAAUCCAUUCAGUGACGCACGUCAGUUCCUCUUCAGUGUCUUUGUGGUGUUGCUCGAAGUGCAAGAAAUGGCGAGUGGCGUGGAAGUCAACGGAGUGAAUGGCUCCCCUCGAAAGAGGGCCCGUUUAGUCCCUCGCGGUGACCACGAAUCCAAAGUUAUCGUGAUUCUAGGGGCCCAAUGGGGUGACGAAGGCAAAGGGAAGGUUGUCGAUAUGUUGGCCGAAACUGUUGAUAUUGUUUGCCGGUGUCAGGGUGGAAAUAAUGCAGGUCAUACAGUGGUAAUUGAAGGGGUGGAAUACGACUUUCAUCUCUUACCCAGUGGAAUUAUACAUCCCAAAUGCCACUCGGUAAUUGGUAACGGCGUCGUCAUCCACUUACCUGGUCUUUUCGAAGAAGUGGAAAAGAAUGAAAAAAAAGGUCUCAAAGAUUGGGAAAGUCGAUUGAUCAUUUCCGAUCGUGCUCAUCUCGUUUUCGAUUUCCACCAACAAGUCGAUGGCCUUCAAGAACAAGAAAAUACCCAAAAGGGGCAAGGUUUGGGUACCACCAAGAAAGGAAUUGGACCAACCUAUUCGUCGAAAGCGACCAGAAAUGGGAUUCGGAUUGGUGAACUUUUGGGCGACUUUUCACAAUUUAGCAAAAAGUUCCAAGGAUUGGUUACUGUGUACCAAAGAAUGUUCCCAUCGUUGACGGUAGAUGUCGAAAGCGAGUUGGCAAGGUAUAAGGUUUAUGCCGAGAGAGUGAGACCUUUGGUUUAUGAAACUGUUUCGUAUCUUGAUAAGGCGAUAAAAUCUGGGAAGAAGGUUCUAGUUGAAGGUGCUAAUGCUGCAAUGCUUGAUAUUGAUUUUGGUACUUACCCUUAUGUUACUUCUUCCAAUUGUAGCGUGGGUGGGGUGUGUACAGGCUUAGGUUUAUCACCUAAUAGAAUCGGAGAGGUUAUUGGAGUCGUCAAGGCCUAUACGACCCGUGUUGGGGAUGGCCCCUUCCCCACCGAAUUACGUGAUAAAAUCGGUAAUUGUUUGCAAGAAAGAGGAGCCGAAGUCGGUGUUACAACAAAGCGAAAACGGCGUUGUGGUUGGUUGGAUGUCUUUCUCCUCCAAUACACUAACAUUGUUAAUGGCUAUACUGCUCUGUGCCUAACAAAACUUGACAUCUUAGACACUUUGCCUGAAAUUAAGUUAGGAGUUGGUUAUAAGCUAAAGGGAAAAAAGAUCGAUUAUUUUCCGUCCAGUGCGGCCGAGCUUGCCGAAGUUGAGGUUGAGUAUAUGACACUUCCGGGUUGGAAAACCUCCACUGAAAAUGUGCGUAAAUUCAACGACUUGCCGGAAAAUGCGAAAAAGUACGUCAACAAGGUUGAACAAUUGGUUAAUGUGCCAGUGAAAUGGAUUGGUGUUGGGAAAGGCCGUGAGUCGAUAAUAACAAUAGAGGAGUGAUUCAAGUUUUACAUAGUCAUAAAUGCACAUUUAAUACUUAAAUUUCAAAGAUAACAUUCAUUUAUCAACAUUUCGUUAUAGUAAAACAUGCAAUAGUAUUAGAUAUACAAGUACAAAUCUAGUAUUUUAAACUUGAGUAUUUGUCAGUUUUAAUUGAUUUUUUUGUUUGCACAUGAACGUCGCAAGAAGACGCAACUCGGUUAAAUAAUGGCUUCCAAACACAGAAAUUGUGCAAUUGACUGAUUCAAUAACUAAAGCAUUGGUGUUUAGGGAAUUUUGUAAAUACUUGUUUUUAAAAUUUGAUCUAAAUACGUUUUGGCUCUUUUCAGUUUUCUUUGGCGAAAUUUAAUUAUAAAUUGCGUGUGGUUACUGUACUUUGGAUUAAAGAGACAAUGGAAAAUGCAACAAGUACAAAAUGUACCUAUUUACGUCAAGUAUGUAUUUCUUUUUUUUUUUUUUUGUUCUUUAUUAAUGUGUAAACAGUUUUAUAUCAAUGUCUGUUUUUAAAUUGUAUUUGUUUUUAAUUAUAAAGUUCUUAAAUUUUGCACUUGAUGCUUUACCAUUAAUCUCGUUUUUUGGCUGUUGUACAAAUAAAACAGAAACAAAUGUAA